Musca domestica (house fly) is the source of this 1101-nucleotide messenger RNA. RefSeq names its product peroxisome assembly protein 12. Gene Ontology annotation, biological process: protein monoubiquitination; protein import into peroxisome matrix. The record is from RefSeq and is a predicted model, not a curated record. NCBI's taxonomy places the organism in Eukaryota, Metazoa, Arthropoda, Insecta, Diptera, Muscidae. Gene Ontology annotation, molecular function: ubiquitin-protein transferase activity; protein binding; zinc ion binding. Gene Ontology annotation, cellular component: peroxisomal membrane; peroxisomal importomer complex. The transcript has a single exon. The coding region runs from base 121 to 1008 and encodes 295 amino acids.
UUUUGCAAUCAAUUCACUUUGAGUGUCCAUUUUCUACUUUAGGAAACCAACAUUAAGAAGAAGCAUUUAAAAUAGUAAGAAAACCAUUCCAAUCCCGCAUCUUCAGGAUUAUCUCCAAAAAUGGCUGAGGGGGCUAAUGUUCGUCAAAAUUUACAAAACAUUCCAUCGAUAUUUGAAAUUUCGGCAGCUGAAACAUUGGACAAUCUCAUCUAUCCGGCUCUCAGUAAAAUAUUCGACUAUUUGGGUUUACGUUUGGACUUUAAACUCACUGAUACCAAACGCUUCAGGGAAGAGAUAUCGCCCAUAGUUACAUGGUUGUUACAGUAUAUGUAUCUGCGGAAACGAGGUUCCUCUUUUGGUGAAAGUUUCUAUGGUCUGCAAAGAACGCACACAACCACGGGUGAAUUGUUGACAAGACAACAAGAACUAAUAUCAGCCUCCGUAUUAACACUCCUGCCAUAUAUUGAACGAAAACUAUUGACACGAGCACAGAAUCAUGAAGCAUAUGCCUGGGAAGAGUAUCUAUUGAAACUAUUCAAUGCUUAUAAGGCUUCCAAGGCGAUACACACCUUUAUGUACCUCAUCAAGUAUGCCGGUAGUCAUUCACCAAUAUUUCGUGCAUUGAGAUUAACGCUGCGCUAUCCAGCCACACCACCCAAAGAAGAUAAGGCUACAUAUAUUGUCUUAAAAUUGCUGGAGGUGCUGGCAUUCUUUUUGCAGUUUAUACAAUGGUGGUAUUCGAAUGAUCAACGGCGUAAAGUUGGUGGCUCAUUGGUGAAUCCUGAACCGAUGGAAGAACAACCGGAUAUGUUGAAAAAAUCCAACACCCCAAAGGGAGAUUGUCCCAUAUGCUUGAUGAAAAUCGAUAAUGCCACAGCGUGUUCGGUUUCAGGCUAUGUCUAUUGUUGGAAAUGUAUAAUAACACGUUUGAAGAAUCAUCCCACUUGCCCUGUUACGGGCUAUGCCAUAACUAUGGAAGAUCUAGUACGAAUUUAUGAAACUAAUUAGUAUUUUUUAUUUAUGAUUAAUAGUGUUUUAUUGUUCAUUAGUGUAAUAAUGGAUUAUGGGAUGUGAUAUUUAUUUUAGAAUAGACUUUGUAAU